Neolamprologus brichardi is the source of this 7927-nucleotide messenger RNA. It is a transcript of the gene mymx, whose product is annotated as myomixer. The record is from RefSeq and is a predicted model, not a curated record. NCBI's taxonomy places the organism in Eukaryota, Metazoa, Chordata, Actinopteri, Cichliformes, Cichlidae. Gene Ontology annotation, molecular function: phospholipid binding; protein binding.
UUGACUGCUGAACUGAGACUGGACAACUGUUUAGUCAGGAGAGCGCACAAAGGGAUGAAACAGACUUUUUUUUCAGAGCUCAUUUGGACCUAAGCAAUUUUGGGUUUUUUUGUUUUUUUCUUAUUGGGACACUAGUCAUGUCUGAGAGCAUUGUGAGGAAGGUGCAGCCCUUUACCAUUGGGACAAGGCUGUCAGCUCCUGCUGUGGCAAAAUGUCAGGAUUUUACACAGAGUUAUCUGCCCGGCGAGACUCUGGAUAACUGUGUGCUGCAGCACAAUCUGAACUCGCUCUACCUCAGUGGAUCACAGGUGUGUGCGCAUGGACCCUGUCUCGUCUCGCCGAUUGUCAAGCAGGUAGCCCCCGUGAAACACAACCAAGACCGGAUGGCAGCGGAGGACCAGCUGAACCAGAACGUUGCCUCUGCCUCUGCUGUCUCCAGAUCAAUAAAGAAGAUCACAAUCUCUGGGAACAAAGACAGACCAGAGAACAAGAUGACAGCAGAGCCUGCAAUUACACGGUGCACAUCUGAAAACAACAAUAACAACAACAACAUCAGCAGCACAUCAGACGUACAUCUGCCAAGGAUAGUGGGUGUGAGCUGUGAGAAUAAGCCCACUUCUCAAUUUAAGGUUUUACUCAAAAAAGAGAGCAGCGAUGAAUUUCAGCCCAUGCAGGGACAAACCAGACCGAAAACGAACAGAGAGAAAUCCCUACAACAGAUAUCAGUACCUGAACCGCAGGAGGAUGAGCCUCAGAGGAAAGAAAGCCAUCCAUGCACACCGAUUGAAGGGUCGGCAGCUGUUACACCCCCAAGUGACUGCUUCACUCAGCGCAACUCACUCUUCAGCAAGGAAGUACUGCAGGCUGAGGCGUGGAUCAAAGGCAAGCUACAGGAUUUGAAGGAUGGAUGUAAUAUUCAGUGCUGCCCCCUGGAGGAUUGGGAAGACGCCUCACAAUUGCUUCAGAGAGAUCUUAAAGACUUUGAGAACACCCUGAUUCAACUCAACCAGAUGGGUGAGCAGCUGAUCUGUAAACUGAAUCCCACAUCUGAUUUGGUAAAGAAGCAGCUCAGUCAGCUCAGGGACCAGUGGCAGACCCUCAAACAGAUGGCUGCAAAUCAGAUGAGGGCCCUAGGAGGAGCCAAGAAUCUGCAGGAAUUCAACAAAAAGGUGGACAAGCUGGAGGCAUGGAUUAAAGAGAAGCAGGAAGAGGAACAGUGUCUGGUGAAUGUCCUGGGGGAAAAUGUUGACAAAAUGCAGUUGACUAGAAGAAUUUUAGAUCUGAAACAGGAUGAGCAGCUACACAGAAAUCUCCAUGAGGAAAUCAACAACUUGGCACUGAAACUGGAGAAACAAGGGAAGACAGAUAGCAAAAACAUAUCCAGCAGGAGGAAACACAUCAAUAAAAUGUGGCUGAAGAUGCAGUCGCAUCUGAAAAACUACCAUGAAAAUCUUCAUCUGGCCCUGGAAGUGUCCUCAUUUUACCAGCAGGCUGAUAAUAUAUUAUUUGCUAUAAACAGCAUGAGGAAAAACAUGUCUGUAUUGAAAGACGUGGACAGCUUUGGAGAUAGAGAAAUGCGUGAGAUCGCCAGUCAGAUCAUGAUGCUUGAUGUGAGUGUAUCCCAGCUGUCGAAUCUCCGUCCCGCCCUGGCUGCCAGUGUCACACGGAAGCAGAGUGAGGUGAAGGAUUGCUGGGUACUUCUUCAGAAGCUUUUCAGGAGUGACAAGACCACGCUCUCUCUCUCUGGCUCCACUUUCACCAGGGAAGAUUCUGACCUCCUGACACUGGCCCAAGAACCCCAGUGCAACAUGGGAAUGGAGGCAAAUUGUAUCAUGGGAAAGGAGGUGAAGGAGGAGAAGAAUCAUCUGAAAGGCUGUGCUAGUACUGCUGACGGUGGGAGUGGUAGACGAACACAGAGCUGCCAAAGCCAGGAGCAGCAAUCAGUGAACCACACCUCUUUACCAAUGAGAGACAGCCCUGUCUGCACUGAUGAUGCUAUCGUCGGAAAUCAAUUGAAGGGGGAAAGCAGGAAGCCCAGAACAGAACCCAAGAUUGCCACCCCCUCUCCAGGCCACCCACAGCUUCACAUACAGCUUCAGAGGUUCACUGUGUCUGCUGACAAGACUUUGUCAUGGCUCAAAGACAACGUGUCCAUGGCUACACAGGUGUGUUCAAUAGCCAGUUUUGAGGGUCUGGAAGCAGCAAAGAGGUGUCAGCAAACCGUUGAGCAGGAAAUCCUUAACAACCGAGCCAGGAUAGAGGUGGUCAAAAAGGAGGGCCACGGGCUGGUCCGGGCACAGCACCCGGGAAGCGCAAAGAUCGAGGAGUUCCUUGGCCAGCUGGAAGUCCUGUGGGAAGAACUGAGGAAGAGACACCAAAGGAAUGCUGUCUUUCUCCAGGCCUCAGAAGAGCUGGGUUUUAGGGUUGUGAAAGUGCUCCAGGCCCUUGGCAGCUUGGAGGCCUGGCUGGAGUCUGUGGAGCUUUCCAUGAAGGAAUCUGUCUUAGCCGGUGACCCCGAAACAAUGAGCAUGGCUGAGAGGGAAAGCCGUUUGCUGGAGAAAGAGGUGGCAUCCCGCAGCCUGGAACUCAGUGCUCUGAGGCAGGAGGUGGACCGCCUUCAUAGUCACAGCCACCCACGUACACGAGGGCUACCGGCACGCAUGGAGGAGGUGGAGAAAAAGUACCACCGUGUCCAGAGUGCCCUGACCCAGCAGAGCUCUGAGCUGCAGGACACGCGCAUGCUGACUGAGUUCCUGGAACGUGUGGAGCUGGAGGAAAGCCAGGAUCUCAGUGGCAGUCAGUACAGAUUAGGGCAGCCUCUCCACAGUGAAAAUUCCCCAGCUCCUACUUUGCUGACACUUCAGAACAGCGGCAGUGGUGAGCCUCUGUUAGAAACCAUGGGAGACCCCGUGGAAGAGCUACGAGAGGCUGUAGAGAUGCUGAAUGACACAGUGAGAGAAAGAGGUCGGUCACAAAGCCACGACCAGGCUAUCCAGGAGCUGAUGAGCAAGCAUGCCAGCCUGGCAGUGCGUGUGGAGGAGUGCGUGUGCUUCAGCAAGGAUCUGAGCCUGGACAUCCUGGAGAAGGAGACAGACAUGGCCAUCCAGUGUGAGCCAGAUCGCUGUGGCCUAGAGGCUCUGCGGGAGGAGCAGGACCACCUGGAGAUUGACUACGAAAUCAUCAGGGAGGAGGUAAAGGAGUUGCAGGACCAGGCUUCUCGACUGAAGGAUCUGUGCCCAGAGAGAGUGCACGUACUAGAUGCAAAAAUUCAGGCUACACUGCAGGCCUGGAACGAGCUGGGAAAGAGCGUGAUAGAGAACAAAUCACGUCUGAAAGAGUUUGCGCAGCUCCAGGACUUCUUCAGGAGCUACCUCGCCAUGAUCUCAUGGACAGAAGACACCAGGUCAUGCAUUUUCUCAGAUACCACCUUGCAUUUUGGGAAAGACGGGCAGACAUCACUGGUUGCAGAGCUGGAUAUGCAAAUUGAGCAAAAGUUUGAGGAGUUUGAUGAGCUGGCCGCCACAGGCAAAAAUCUUUUAGACAAGGAGCACCACCUCACACAAAUGGUAAGAGAGCGUAUGGAGGAACUGAGGAGUAUGCUCGGGUGGAUCUUGGUACACUGGAGGGCUCAAAAGCAACAGUGGCUCCACAAGAAGAGCAGACAGGAGCCUUCACAGGACAACAUUUACUUUGAGGCGACAAUGGGCCCACCAUCAACAGAGAAUUCAGCUCCUGAGCCAGAGCCCUUCCAUUCUCAUCAAUCCCCAGUUGUCACCCCUACUGAAGACACAACAAAGGCAAGAAAUAGCCAGCCAUUGUGUUUGGUGCCCAGUCAUGCUGAGAAACAUAAAGAGGAGCCAUCAGAAGAUGGGUAUGAGAUCAUGAACAGCAUUGGACCCCAGGAUGAUCCUCCUAAAGCCAACGUGCUGGUGCUUAAAGAGGGCAGCAGCCCUCCUGUAGGGGGAACAGUCAACCUCAUCCUUAGCUUUGGUAACACAGGGGACAGCCAGGUUCAGGUACUUGACCUGCCUGCUGGGACAAAAGAGGUAGUGGAGGAGACCUCUGAGCCUGUCCACAGGCCCACUGUGCCUCAAUCUUCUGCCUAUAAAAACUUUUGGAGGCGCUGCCAGGGGCUUUUGGAAAAUACUUUGGGUAGUUUAAAGCGAAAGAGAAAGAUUUAUCGGCAGAGUGCAAAUGAGGUAAGUACCUACUUGCAUGUCAAGGAUAACAACCUGGCUGCGGCCCCUGUGUAUGAGAGCAUCACCUUGCCCCGCCAAAAAAGCCGCUCCACAGCCUCAGCCUCCCCGACUUUCUUGCCAUCCUCCUCUUUGCCAUCCUCCUCAGCACCUGCACUUCAGGGAACCAACGUAACUUUCCACAACACGACAGGGAACGGAGGCAGCUCCAUCUUCAGCAGCAUCAAGAGAAUGGGCAAGAAGCGGAAGAGGAAGAGAGACGCGCGUAGGCACACUAUCCAGAAAAUCAUGGGAGUUGAGGAGCAAACAGAUGGGAUGCCUCAUUGUACCUCUGAGACAAUCACAUACGACACACAUACAUGGCCACUGAAGGAACGUCGAAGGAAGAAGAAGAAUGGGGAUGGAGUAGAAGCCAUUGCCUAUAUGAAGAAUCCUUUGCUGAAGGACAUUGAUACAGAGUGUUCAGGGGAAUACAGCAUUACUCCAUAUGCUGUUUCAGCAGGACCCACCACUACACCCACAGCAGGUCAGGUGAAAAGCCACUGCAGGUUCCUCUCCUUGGGUUCUGUAUUGAGUUUUGAUCUACCUAAAGAUAUGACUCUCAUCCCCAGCAUUCAGGACAUCAUUACUAUUGCCCCUCCAGAAUCAAAAAAAGUAGCCGGGACUGAUCCAGACCCUCACUCGCACAAACAAACAUUCCUGAGCUCUUUCAGACAGACUAGACCCACUCCCACUGUCAUGCACGACACUUCAGCUGAAAGCAGCUUUGCUGAGACACAGCUAUCUACAUCUCUUGGGAAACAUCUUCCUGGUGUGGACAGCGGUUUACAACCUCCACCUUCUCCUUCUGUGGAGGAAGAUGAGGAUCAGACUGUACAAUGUAAUGAUUUAUCUAAAACCCAGGUGGCUCUUUGUGAGGAGGAAAAACAGGAGUGGGACAAAACAUUGUCAGAGAUUAAAACCAGCACAGCUGAGAAGGAUGGGACUGUCCAGCCUUCACAGUUGCAUAUUUAUGUGAACCAAACCUCCACCUCCACUACAGCUAUACAUAAACACGAGUGCCUUAGUGUUCAUACACUCAUUAGAGACCUAAAUGGACACCAGUACCACAAAUGUGCAAGACCCCACAGUUUUCAUGAAGAGAGUCCUGGACUUCAGUCAAGCCAAGCUUCCUUCAUGAGAGUCAAUCUGAAGUCAACAAAGAGUGUUCGACAGGACUCUGUGGACUCUGGCAUCUCCACCUCCAGCAGUCUCAAGCUUUGCAAAGAUGAUGCUCCACGUUCUGAUAGCAUGCAGCCUAAAGGAGUGGUGAGGAAGCUUAUAUCUCUUGAAGUGGGAGGUACAGAGUGCACUAAAAUAAGAGAAAAUGAUUCAACAGGUCCACCUUCCCGCUCAGCAGUGAUAGAAACAGAGCCUGUCCACCUUGAUCACCAGCAGUUUGAGGAAGAGGAGGAAGAGCUAGAGGACAUCUGGAACCAGACUACUAACUACAGGCAGAGCAUUUGCUCAGACAUCAUGUACCAGCCCAAUGAGGAAGAGUCCUUACCUUUAGACAAAGCCAAAGAGACACCUUCAGAUACAACUCCGACUGUGCUCUACAGAAACCUUGUCACUGCCUCGGCACCCAACCUUCUUGUGGCUGAAUUCAAACUGCCCACCCACAUUCAGAACCUGCUGGGUUAUGACAAGGGCCAGAGUCCCAAAGAUCACCUUCCUCCACUGUCUAUAGGAGACAGAAGGUCCUGGGCAGCUUUUCCUAACAGGGAGCCAGCCAGCAAAACUUCAGUGACAGUGAACGAGACUGCUUCAGAUCCAGUGAAGCUACCUGAUGUAGGGGACAAUCAGAGAUACAUUUAUCAGUACAAAGAGGAUGAGGAGGAGGAAGAGGAGGUAGAGAAGGCAAAGGUGGGGGCGGAGGCAGACGAGCACACAGGUUGCUUGAAGGACCCGUCAGUGAGUCUUCUGUCAGUUCAUAUGGGUUUGGAUGGGAUCUGUCAGCAAAGGAAAGCCUCACAGAGCCAAGAGGACUUGGAGAAAGCUGAGGAGCAUGUGGCCUCAGGGUGGCACUGUUUCACCUCAAGUGGAAAACCUGAGCUGCAGUCUAUGGAGGGGAUGCUUGAGAGGAAGCACAAGCUGCAGCUGGGAGGGAAGAAAGCAGCCUCCAGAGGUUGGAACUCCUACCACGCUGUCCUAUAUAGACACACCUUGUGCUUCUACCAGGAUAGAAAGGAGACUCUGAGGAGUUCUGCAUGUGGCCUGCCACUGAACCUCAUGGGAGCAGAGUGUUUACCUUUCCCAGAAUACACCAAAAAACCCAACUGCUUUCGAUUAAGGCUCCGUGAUGGGUCUGAAUAUCUGCUUAAUGCAUCUUCACGCUUUAUGAUGAAGAAAUGGAUGAUGAAAAUACAAGCAAGCACAGGUCAGACAGUGUGUAGGUCUUCAAUAUUAGGUGUCCCUUUUAAUGAAGAUCUCCCCAGUUCCUUAAAGCCCCCCUUCUGUUUUGGAUGUCAUGAUCCAGACGGUUGCCACUGUUCCUCUCAACAUGAUGUCACCCAGCCGUUUCCCAGGCACAACCCACCGGGUACCACCCAGACCAAAGAAAUUGUUCUCCUCACCAGAGAGUUGAAUCACAUGCCACAGAGUCACUUCAAGCGUUUGGAUGAACAUUUAAUCUCAUCCUCAGAUGCGGGCUGCUGCGAUGUUGAUAAAGGCAGCUUAAAGCAGAUGAUGACUCACAGACUCUCUGGAGGCUUCAAAGACAACGCCUCUUCCUCUCCCCACUCACCUUUAUGCAGCGGUCAGGACUGGCUAAGUAGCAAGCGUCGCUCCCACUCCUUUACUUCAUCAACUUACCAAAAGAUCAAACCCAUGUUGCGCACCCCUGGAGGCAAAGGCCUGGAAACAGGCUCCAACUACUGUGUGACUCUGGUGGUGGGAGACAAGUCAACAGACAGCGCAUCAGCAAGCAGAAGCUCUGAGCCUCCACUGCUGGCUUUGGCUGGGUGGGAGCAGGACAAAUAUCAGGACACAGCUCUGAGGAGCUACGUGAGCCUGCCGCGGCCACGCAACAAGUCUGUCUUCAAAAAGUUCUUUGGGAAAAGGGACCUCUGAGUUUAUCGAUGAUGAUUUAUAGAGAUUGAAAAAAAUCGUUUCGAAUGUGCAGUGCACAUAUUAAAAACAGUUACUACUGACCAUAUUUAUGAUUAAAAGACAUACCACAGUUUUAUUUUUGACGGAUUUUAUAGAAAUCACUUAGCUGGCUUGAAAGUCCUUAUAAUAAAUCAUUUUUAUGAGUGUUUAUAUUCUUUUUCGCUUUUCUUGUUCAAGCAAAAAGAAGAAAAGUGUAUGUGUGCACUCUGUAGUUGCAGAUUUGAAUCUGUAUUACUUCUUUUUGUUUGAGUAGUAUUUCUCUUUUCUUGGUAAUCUUUGUAUAGAAACCCACCUGCUCAGCAGACGGUCUGUUUAGAAUCCCAGUGGUAUCAUCUUGACCUGGUUAUGACAAGUAUUCACCAUAUCCUCAACUCACGAUGCUCGUUGUACUAUUACAUCUUUACAGCUCCUCUGUUUCACAUGUUUCAUGUGUGUGCGCGUGUGUGUAUGAGUUUGUAUGUGUGCGUGUGGUGCACCAAAAUAAUUUACUUAACCACAGAUCAGCAGUUUGAUACUGCCGAGCUUGUUUGAUACAGAUACUAAUGUAGCAGAGACUAUUAAUAAUAAAACAUAAAAAAAAA